CACCAUCAUCAUCAUAGUCAUCAUCAUCAUCAUCAUCAUCACCACCAUCAUCAUCAUCAUCAAUAUUGUCAUCAUCAUCAUCAAUGAAAGAGAAAGUAAAUGUUAUCAUCACACACGGCAUGAGAUGGAAGACUCUUGUACUAUUCAAUCCUUUAUAUUUCAGAAAUCUUUGUUUUAAAAAACUCUUUCAACAAAAAAAGAAUUAACAUACGUUAUUUGUACAGUAACAUUAAUUACUGUUCAUAAAUUACUGGUCGGUCUAUAACAGCAAUAAUAGGCUUAAGAUCAAGGAGACUGCAUGCAUGAAAUUCCUUGGUCAAUAAUCGUUACGUAUGGGUUUGAUCUCUGACCCUGUAUUAUUUCAUUCAAAGCAAAGACACACCUUGAAUCAUCUACUAGUCGUUCAAUAGUCUCUCUUGAUCUUCUGUUCGACUAACAAUUCAAAAUGUUCGCAAUUCUUGGUAUCUUUCUCGCAGUGAUUCAGCUUUCUCGUGCUGACUUGUCCAAUGAAUACAAAAACAAUGUCAAACUAGACGAUGCAUAUAUGAUGUACUGGACAUACAACAGCAGUGAGGCGGCAGUUUAUUUUGCCGUGAAAGCUAAAGCCAUGGGCUGGGUAGGAUUUGGCUUUGCUAAUAAAAUAGACAACAUGAAAAACUAUGAUGUUACUGUUGGAUAUGUGACAGUGUCGAAGAAUUCCUACGAUUUGAGGGACUAUCACACCGAGGGCCAUGUGCCUCCUAAAAUCGAUACCACACAAAGCUUAGAGGAUCCUUCAGCCAUCGAGGCUGAUGGCUAUACCACUCUGAAGUUUAAACGAAGGCUUGAUACCAAAGACAAGAAGGAAGACAUUACCAUCAAGCCUGGAUCUAUGAUAGUGGUUUGGUCAUAUAAUAAAAACGCUGACGAUGUGACUAAAAAACACGACAAGGAAGGCCACCAGAAAGUCACCUUGAUUCCUGGUGCAGCAUCCACUGCGCAUGUCAUUAGUUGGGUGAUGCUGCUGACUACUUCUGCUCUCGCUUUCAUGACGUCAUAGACUUUUUAAAUAAUUUUUCUAAUAAGAACAAUUCUUUAUUAGGUAAAUUUAAUAGCAAUUGAUAAUUCAGAUUGUGGCACUUCCAAAAUAACAUAAAUUCCAAGCAAAAUGGCGACACCAGCCAAGACACACGUAGAAAGACGGCUUAUUUUGAUUUUGUGAGGUAUGCAGUCUUGUCAUUAGUCUUUGCUUUAAUAUUUAACGAAAUGGUUGUGGCGCUAUUUAAGACAAUUUGUAGACCUACAUGUGAAAUACUUGGAGGUUUUCAGUUUACUCAGAUUAAAUAAAAUAGAAAGAGCCCCGGUUUUUUCCUCUUAGAUUACUUCUCGUUUACAGCAAAAGCAACUUAAUUAGUACGAACGACA
Actinia tenebrosa (Australian red waratah sea anemone) is the source of this 1404-nucleotide messenger RNA. Its product is annotated as DBH-like monooxygenase protein 2 homolog. Lineage: Eukaryota; Metazoa; Cnidaria; Anthozoa; Actiniaria; Actiniidae. Gene Ontology annotation, cellular component: secretory granule membrane. Gene Ontology annotation, biological process: octopamine biosynthetic process; norepinephrine biosynthetic process; dopamine catabolic process. The record is from RefSeq and is a predicted model, not a curated record. Gene Ontology annotation, molecular function: dopamine beta-monooxygenase activity.